AAGUUCAUAGUAUAUUAGUGAUAAGUGCUGAGGUGGAAAAAAAAAAGUUCAUAAUAUAUUAGUGAUAAGUGCUGUGGUGAAAAAAAAAAAGAGAAUUUCAUAGUAUAUUAGUGAUAAGUGCUGUGGGAGAAGGAAAUAGGAAUGUCCUAGGGCUGAAGGGCUAAAGCAGUUCUGUGUAGGAUUGUCAGAGACUUAUUUUUGAACUCGCUGUAAGACUGAGAAAUCACUUAGUCCUUCCUGAAACCACUAAGAAGAAAAAUGUCCGUGACACUGCAUACAGAUGUAGGUGAUAUUAAAAUUGAAGUCUUCUGUGAGAGGACACCCAAAACAUGUGAGAAUUUCUUGGCUCUUUGUGCCAGUAAUUACUACAAUGGCUGUAUAUUUCAUAGGAAUAUCAAGGGUUUCAUGGUUCAAACAGGAGAUCCAACAGGAACUGGAAGAGGAGGCAACAGUAUCUGGGGCAAGAAGUUUGAGGAUGAAUACAGUGAAUAUCUUAAGCACAAUGUUAGAGGUGUUGUAUCUAUGGCUAAUAAUGGCCCGAACACCAAUGGAUCUCAGUUCUUCAUCACCUAUGGCAAACAGCCACAUUUGGACAUGAAAUACACUGUAUUUGGAAAGGUAAUAGAUGGUCUGGAAACUCUAGAUGAGCUGGAGAAGUUGCCAGUAAAUGAGAAGACAUACCGACCUCUUAAUGAUGUACACAUUAAGGACAUAACUAUUCAUGCCAACCCAUUUGCUCAGUAGCUAUGAUAGGCCUGGACAAAUAACUUGACAAAUUGCUGGAACACACUUAUUGUGGUUUACCCGGUUUUAAUUAUGUCAGAGAUUGCAUCAUCCUUCUGCUUGUUUACAACUAUGAUCUUCUAUGAAAUGGUGGUACCAAGGGGCGCCCAACAGCUUUUAUCCCCAUUCUUAGAGCAUAUUCUUUAUUAUAAUGAUUAUCCAACAUAUUUCUUUAAUUUUAAUACAAAAAAUACAUCAUUUAAUUUUUGUUACAUAUAAACAUUCAUUUUUAAAUGCUGAGCCUCAAGUGCAGGCAUUUUUGAGUGGCCUGAUUACAUAUUCCUCCCACAGCAAGUCCGUAUCCUGGAAGUGUUAUUUUAUAAUAAAAUUAAAAAUGUUUUAAAGAAUUAAAUCGUAGGACAAAUUAAUUAAAAUAUUGUGUAAAAUUA
This is a messenger RNA of Gorilla gorilla gorilla (western lowland gorilla), 1172 nucleotides long. It is a transcript of the gene PPIL3, whose product is annotated as peptidylprolyl isomerase like 3. The transcript is spliced from 7 exons. Gene Ontology annotation, molecular function: peptidyl-prolyl cis-trans isomerase activity. Lineage: Eukaryota; Metazoa; Chordata; Mammalia; Primates; Hominidae. Gene Ontology annotation, biological process: protein peptidyl-prolyl isomerization; protein folding. The record is from RefSeq and is a predicted model, not a curated record. Bases 259 to 744 code for a protein of 161 amino acids. Gene Ontology annotation, cellular component: catalytic step 2 spliceosome.